UUACGUAGAAUAUUGUUUAGUCUAUGGUUGUAACUAGAAACAAUUUGUCAAAUGUCUUCCGUAAAAAUCUGGUAAAAAUUAAAACGCAAGUCGUGUAUCAAGAUCGAAUUUAUUCCUUUGUUUACUUUAGGCUAAAGCUAAUGUAGUAUUACAUUAACUUUGCUUUACAUUUCAAAUUGAGAUUCGCUGCAAACAUAGAAUAAAAUUCAUAGUGAUAAUUUGAGUAGUCUGAAGAACAUUUUUGAAUAUUUAAGAAGAGGUUGCUUCACAAGUUUUACUUCACCAUUGUAUCUGCUACUACAUGCAUGUGUGGUCAGUACUCAGUACACUAAAAAUUCAAAUAAAUCAUGACCAUAUCAACAAGAACUCUCGUACAAAUUGCUGGAUGGGGAGGUGUUGUAGUUGGUACCACCGGAAUAUACUUACAAUACCGUUUAAUUGAUAACGUGCGAAGCUACGAUUACUAUAAGAAUGCAUUGAAAAAGUUACGGGCUCAUGCAGGCGCUGUUCAUUACUUAGGAGAACCCAUUAAAGAUAAAAGGUUCAAAUUAACUGACAAGGAAAAUAAUUUUUCAGAUGGCAAAGAUGCUAGAUUCCGUAUACCAGUAACUGGCCCUAAGGAUAAAGGUGUUUAUUAUUUUUGGGCAGUGAGAGAAAAUAACGAGUGGACAAUCACUAGAGCUGAGUUAGAAUUAAAGUCAAAACCAGAAGCUAGACUCAUUAUUGUAAUUAAUAAGCUGAGAAGUUGAUAUCAAAAAUGUUCAUUGGAAAUGCUAAAGAAAAGUUUAAUUUUCAUAACACCCUACUGUGUAUAGUUAAAGGUUUACAAAACAAAAAUAUCACAUUAGAUCUGCGAAACGAUGCCUACGUAUGUGGCACAAUU
This is a messenger RNA of Manduca sexta (tobacco hornworm), 883 nucleotides long. RefSeq names its product cytochrome c oxidase assembly factor 1 homolog. Gene Ontology annotation, cellular component: mitochondrial inner membrane. The transcript is spliced from 2 exons. Bases 348 to 749 code for a protein of 133 amino acids. Gene Ontology annotation, biological process: mitochondrial respiratory chain complex IV assembly; mitochondrial respiratory chain complex I assembly. NCBI's taxonomy places the organism in Eukaryota, Metazoa, Arthropoda, Insecta, Lepidoptera, Sphingidae. The record is from RefSeq and is a predicted model, not a curated record.